Molecule: messenger RNA, 416 nt
Organism: Rangifer tarandus platyrhynchus (Svalbard reindeer)
Lineage: Eukaryota; Metazoa; Chordata; Mammalia; Artiodactyla; Cervidae
Source: the annotation of a GenBank genome assembly
ACUCGCAUCCCUGGCGGGCUCCCCCUCUUCUCUGCCAGCGCCUGCGGCGGCGCCCUCCUCUCUCUGGGACACAGUCUCCCCAAACCCCCACCCCGCUCCCACUUGGCCAGCCAGCCGCCGCCUCCCCCGCACAGCCUCCCUGUGCGCCGCGGGCAUCCCUACCUCCUUCGCUGCGCACUGCAGCCACUCUUGGGGGGGCGCCGAGUCCUCAGGGGGACAGAACCCCUACUCUCCCUGAGCCUCGAGGCCGGAGCUGGUCCUCGCUCCUGGCAUCUCCGGGCCUAGAACUCCCCGCAUCGCCCAGAUGUUUAGCACUCUGCAUGGAGAGAGAGAACGAGCGUGUGGUGACAAUAUACAGCCUUGACAUACUCCUUUUCCUAUUUGGAACCAGCCUGUUGUUCCAUGUCCAGUUCUAA